Molecule: messenger RNA, 2103 nt
Organism: Colletotrichum graminicola M1.001
Lineage: Eukaryota; Fungi; Ascomycota; Sordariomycetes; Glomerellales; Glomerellaceae
Product: phenol hydroxylase
Exons: 7
Coding region: 1-2103 (700 amino acids)
Molecular function (GO): FAD binding
Source: RefSeq, a predicted model, not a curated record
AUGGGUAGUCAGGUUCCUGAAUCAAAUGUGGAUGUUCUGAUCAUUGGUGCCGGCCCUUCAGGGUUGAUGGCCGCCGCCUGGAUGGCACAUUGCGGCGUGAAAGCCCGCAUUGUCGACAAGAGAGGCACAAAGGUCUUCUGCGGCCAGGCCGAUGGGCUCCAAUGCCGCAGCUUGGAGAUUUUUGAUUCGCUGGGCUUCGCGGACCGUGCCUGGAAGGAGGCCAAUCACAUGAUCGAGAUCUGCAUGUGGAACCCUGGAAACGACGGUGUCAUCCGUCGCAGUGAUAGAAUUCCGGAUACCAUCGUAGGCCUCUCGCGCUUUCAGCAGAUCGUUCUGCAACAGGGUCGAAUCGAGCGCUUUUUCCUCGAAAACAUCAAGAAGUACUCCAAGGACCAGAUCAAGGUCGAGCGCGGGGUUCUCCCUGAGUCUCUCGAGAUCGACUUGUCCAAGGUUGACGACGACUCUGCCUACCCCGUGACUGUAAAGCUUCGCCAGCUCUCGGAAGAAGAGGCUACGCCCCCUCAGGUACCCAACGCGAGCAAGAUCUCCGACGGUCUCUUCCGAAGCAACCUUGUGCAGGAAGAUGAUGAAGAAGACUUGAUCAAGAAGAGCCAGGCUAGAGCCGGUGCAAGCGAAAUUGUCCACGCCAAGUAUGUCAUUGGCUGCGACGGCGCUCGUAGCUGGACUAGAAGAGCUCUCGGAUUUGAACUCGACGGAGAGGCUACUGACUUUAUCUGGGGAGUCAUGGACAUCAUCCCCAUCACUGACUUCCCCGAUAUCCGCAUGCGUUGCGCCAUCCACUCGGCCGAGAACGGUAGUUUGAUGGUAAUCCCGAGAGAAAACAAGCUUGUUCGUCUCUACAUCCAGCUGAAGGAGGUUACACCUGAUGCGUCUGGGAGAGCGGACCGAUCCAAGAUCACUCCCGAAAUCAUCUUUGCCGCCGCUCAAAAGAUUCUCAGCCCCUACAAGAUCGACUACGAGUACUGCGAUUGGUGGACCGCGUAUCAGAUCGGUCAAAGAGUUGGCACCAACUUCGACGCCCACAGCCGUGUCUUCCUUGCUGGAGAUGCUGUCCACACCCACUCCCCCAAGGCGGGCCAGGGCAUGAACGUCUCAAUGCAGGACACCUACAACCUUGGCUGGAAGAUCGCCCUGGCCGCCAAGGGCAUCGCGAAGCGUGAUAUCCUAAGCACCUACCAGAGCGAGCGCCGUCGGGUUGCUCAGGACCUGAUCGAGUUUGACCACCGCUUCAGCCGUCUCUUCUCCGGUCGUCCGGCCAAGGACGUCAUGGACGCUGAGGGAGUUAGCAUGGAGGAAUUUAAAGACGCUUUCCUUAAAGGAAACAUGUUCGCCUCAGGGCUGUCGGUUGACUACGGCCCCAGUAGCCUUGUUGUUAAGGCUGGCGAUUCGUUGAAGCAGGGCGACGGCAGCAAAGUUCUCGGAACGGUUACUACCAUUUCCGAGGAGGACUUCAACCAAAAGCAGUCCCUUGCAUCUGGCUUGCCCGUCGGCAUGCGCUUCAACAGCUUCAAGGUCCUCAAUCAGGCGUGUGCGCGCCCAUGGCACUUGCAGGAGAGACUCAGGGCUGAUGGCCGUUUCCGCGUUGUUCUCUUUGCGGGCAACAUUCUGGACCCUGCCCAGAAGGCCCGCGUUGACAAGUUCUGCGCGGCGCUUGACGCUCCCGAGAGCUUCCUGCAUAGGGCCACCCCCCCGGGAGCCCCUAUCGACAGUGUCAUCGAGGUUCUUACAAUCCACUCCUCAAAGCGCACUGACACCGAGCUGUUGAGAGAUUUCCCCGCCGUUCUACAUCCCUUCGACCCUCACACUGGCUGGGAUUAUAACAAAGUCUUUGUGGACGACGAGAGUUACCACGAGGGUCACGGUGAAGCAUACAAGAACUACGGCGUCGAUAGGCAAAGGGGCUGUGUCGUUGUCGCCCGACCUGAUCAGUAUGUUGCUUGGAUCGGCGAACUGGAGGAUUUUGAUGAUUUGCAAAAGUACUUUGAAGGCUGUCUCGUGUUGGGACACCAUGGCAGCAAUGCUAAUGGCACGAACGGAGUCAACGGGCAGGCAAAUGGCACAACGUUGCCUAUUCGACAAUAA